Ctenopharyngodon idella (grass carp) is the source of this 10617-nucleotide messenger RNA. It is a transcript of the gene kcnj14, whose product is annotated as potassium inwardly rectifying channel subfamily J member 14. The record is from RefSeq and is a predicted model, not a curated record. The transcript is spliced from 5 exons. Gene Ontology annotation, biological process: potassium ion import across plasma membrane; regulation of monoatomic ion transmembrane transport. Bases 1911 to 3752 code for a protein of 613 amino acids. Lineage: Eukaryota; Metazoa; Chordata; Actinopteri; Cypriniformes; Xenocyprididae. Gene Ontology annotation, molecular function: inward rectifier potassium channel activity. Gene Ontology annotation, cellular component: plasma membrane.
GAGAGGACGUAGAGGGGGAGAGGAAAGGAUGCAGCUUACUGAAGUUUUCCUCCCUGCCGGUGAGCGCGCGGAGCAGAGCACGCGAGAGCGCCCACGCAACACUUUCACGCGCCGCAAAGCGUUUUAAUGUGACGCAUCCUCAAACAGCAGUGCAGCCGCUUUAUUUGACUUGUGCUUUAAUAUGAAAUGAACAGUGUUAUAGAAAUAGAAACGAAAUGGAACAGACAUCACGCUCAUAUGGACUAUUAUGUGAUGAUAUUUGUGCAUGAGCUGCGGAUUUCUGCUGACUUGAUGGGCAAAGAAAGAAGGCUGAGGAUCUAUGUACUUUGUUAACUGCCAGCAUUGGAGUUAACAGAUGUCCAUGUGAUGUCCUCAAUGCAAAAACUGCAGACUCAGAUAAUAAGGAAUGUGACAGGGGCCUGCCAGACUAUUCUUGAGUUGUAUUUGCUGUGGAUAUAUUCUACCACAAAUGUCAGUGUGAGGGCAGCAGAUAUUUGAAGAUGAACCUAACCUCUCACUUUAGAAAAGUUCUUUUUCCACGCUCCAAUUUGUUGAUUCUCUUUUGAGUUUUUUUUUUUUUCUCAUUUCAUCCUUUGAUAUAUUUCUGUGCAAGUGGGCUUUUCGUGACUAGAAACCUUUUUUAAAGAUUCUUUUUUCUAUUACGUUCAUUAAGCAUCGAACUGCAGGUUUCUCAAAGGAGGUACAUGAAAAGGUAACACCACUUAUCAGGUCUGAACGUUUAGUUCCCCAAUCACUUUAUUUUGAAAUCUAUGAAGGUAAUGGUUUGUGCUUCAGCUUACACUUAUCUGGCCUAUUGUUCACUUUUAGGGAUAUUUCAACAAUUGCAUGUGUUUUUUUGACGACCAAACUGGACUUGGACUCUGAGGAAGAUCUCAAAGCAUCACCUAGCAUUUUUAAGCUUUUGGAGAGGCCAAAGUUCAUCAGGUCAUAAUCUCACUCUAAACCUCUUCCCAUUGUAAUGUGUGGACUUUCUUUAUCAAAUAUAAUCCAGUAAUUCAGUUAUAGAACUUCAAGUUUUAGAGCAAAAUGACCCUUUCUUUUGGAGAACUGGGCUCUUGCCUUGAGACUGGAUGAAACCAGACUGAAGAUGGAUACAUGACUGUGACAGAAUGCCACUUGUGACUCUUUGAAUGUCUAAUAAUAUGAUUGGGAAAUGGACUUGCUUUGUGUUCCAGAGUUACAUUUGCUCAAUAUCAAAGACAAAAGAGGUCACAACUGUGGAAUUUUAGGAAAUGUUGACCAGUUUUCAUAUUAAUUGCAUGUCUCUCUUGUGUCUUUAAACAUCCAUCCAUUUAAAUAAGGAAAUGUGAAGAGGUCCUAGAGGGAAAAUUGGUCUGUAUAUGCAUGCUGUUAUAUUCAUUUAUUUCUUUAUUUAUUACACACAUAUGUUCUAGACUAUUUUAAUGCACGUCAAAUAUUUGUUCUUUUCAACUUCCCCUAUAUGUUCUAAAGCUUUGAGACUUGUUUAUAUUAUAUAAGUUCCAUACUUUCCUUCUGCUUCUUUCUGCUCCGCUUGAGCUUCGCCUUGUUUGUUUGUGCCUUUUAGUUGCUCACUUUCUUAUGUAGUUGCUAUAUGUUACGCAUAGGCCUAAAGCAGCAGCGUUUUCCCAGUCUGGUCUCUGCCCACCAACUGACCUUGUCAAAACUGUUUCUAAAGCUGAAAAACUGCAUUGAAACUGAAGUUUUUCUUUAUUCACUGCAUCUAACAACUUUGGAAAUUUGUGUUCAGUAAAAUCCAGGAAUACUGGUUUACUGAUAUCUGACAGCUACCUAUGGUGGACAGAUUGCUCAAGUAGAGACUACAUAAAUCUUGAAAAGAGGGAUGUCAGAGAUGAUCUCUAAUGCGAUUGUGUUCCGUCUCUGGGCAACUGUUGGCUGCCGGGAUCUGAAUGACAAUAAGGACUAUUUCAGGCCAUAAGCCUUGCUGUGGAAUACAAUCAACGACUCAUAUAUUGGAUAUAUCUAUAUCACUGCAAACAUUCUCACGAAAGCAUCCCAAUUUUUUAAUCCACUUUGACCCUGGAUUUAUCUGGCAAACUCUUGAACGCUUCUUUUUUCCCAGACAUUUUUUAGUCAGUCUGCCGUCGUCAGUAAUGGGAGCUGCUCGGGUGAAGCGGCGCUUCAGUGCAGUUGUGGACACACCUCUGGAUGAGGAGGAAGUCAUGAGGCUGGCGCAAAGUGACGAUGUCACUUCCUCCCAUUCGGGCGUGCUUCCUUCUCCCAACUGCAAUGGAAAAGUGCUCAACCUUCAUCACAGCAAUGGAGGAAGGAGUGGAGAGAGGGAUGAGGAUGAUGAUGUGAAGGAUGAUGAUGAUGAUGAUGAUGAUGAAGAAGGGGGAGGGAGGAGGGGGGGAGGAGGAGGAGGGCAUGGCUCGGCACUCAAGGGGGAGUCUGGGGCAGAAGGGAGGUGGGAGAGGAACAAGAGAGCAUCCUCGCCUUCCUUCUCGCCCUCGCCGCCCCGCGGUCGCCGUGGCCAGUCCCGCCGGCCCCGACGGCGCUUUGUAGGCAAGGACGGGCGCUGCAACGUCACCUUUGUCAACAUGAGCGAAAGGGGCCAGCGCUACCUUACCGACCUCUUCACCACCUGCGUGGACAUCCGCUGGCGCUGGAUGCUCGUGGUGUUCACCCUCUCCUUCUUGCUCUCCUGGCUUCUCUUUGGUUUCACGUUCUGGCUCAUCGCCGCCGCUCACGGGGAUCUGGCUGCUCCCCUGGCAUCAUCUUCCUCUUCUCCUUCGUCUGUUUCCUCCUCUCUUGCUCCUCUGCAAGCUGCCGGGGUUUCUGGCCCGGUGGAGAUGGAGGAACGCUGCUUUCAGCAGGUGAACAGCUUCAUGGCAGCGUUCCUCUUCUCUCUAGAGACGCAGACAUCUAUAGGCUACGGCUUCCGGAGCGUUACCGAGGCCUGCCCCCUGGCGGUGCUUGCUGUCGUGUUGCAGUGCAUUGUGGGCUGCAUCAUCGACGCUUUCAUCAUUGGGGCGGUAAUGGCUAAGAUCGCCAAGCCCAAGAAGCGCAAUGAGACACUGGCGUUCUCGGAUGUGGCCGUGGUGGCUAUGAGGGACGGGAAACUCUGCAUGAUGUGGCGAGUGGGAAACUUGCGCAAGAGCCACCUGGUGGAGGCCCAUGUACGAGCACAGCUACUGAAGCCACGGGUGACCCCUGAGGGUGAGUUCCUGCCAUUGGACAAUGCAGACCUCAAUGUCGGCUUUGACACAGGAACAGAUCGGAUCUUUUUGGUGUCACCUGUGACCAUCGUGCAUGAAAUUGAUGAGGAGAGCCCUUUCUUUGAGGUGGACAAACGUACACUAGAGGGAGACAAAGAGCUGGAAGUGGUGGUGAUUCUGGAGGGCAUGGUGGAGGCCACUGCCAUGACAACCCAAUGCCGCUCUUCAUACCUGGCCUCUGAGAUCCUCUGGGGUCACCGCUUUGAACCUGUGCUCUUUGAAAGGAAGAACUGCUACCAGGUGGACUACUCGUACUUCAACAGGACUUAUGAGGUCACGGACACGCCCACUUGCAGCGCUAAAGAGCUAGCAGAGAAAAAGUACAUCCUGGGCUCCCGUUCCUCCUUCUGUUACGAGAACGAGGUGGCUCUGCAGCUCUCCUCCUCUGUCCCUCCCUGUUCUGACCAAUUCUCUCCAUCCCCCUGUUCUUCCCCCUCUCCCUCACCCUCUUUCGUUCAGCCCACGCCACCACCUCGACAAGACUCCUGCAGUGAGCACCCACACAUACACUGAGCCAUGCGGCUGGGAUAAAAGGGCACCGGGAAAAGCAGCAGUCAAAGAAAGAAAAGGAGGUAGAGAAAGAAAGGAAAAGGGUCAGGAUGGAGGGAGGAGUUGGAACUGGGGGUAGGGAGAGAGAGAGAGAACCAGCAAAUGGACAAAGGCCUGGAAAAACAGACUUGGACAGGGGACUAAGGCAAAGAGGACCAUAAAGGGACAAUGUAGGACUGAUUAAUGACAAAAGGUCAUGCUUAAGAUGGGGUGAGAAAAGACAGAAUGCACAAAAGAUGGAGAAUAGAAAAGGGAAAGGGGCCUCUCACCGCCUGUGAGAAGAGAGCCAAAGAGCAAGAUAGUGAGACAGUUGGGCAAAUUCACUAAACAGUUGCACCAGUGCAGUAUUUCAGCUUCUGACUAUCAAAGUCCUUUUCAAGGCAAGUCACUCGGCGGCCAUCUUGGAAACACAGCUGUUUUCAGUCAUACAAGUAUAACUCUUGUCUAACCAGACUCACAUUUCUAUUAAAAUGUUCAAAUCAGCAAUACAAUCACAUUAAUGGUAUCAUAAGCUAAAAUCUGUAUAUUUCAGGUUGGUCCAGACAAAAGAGUGCCGUGGCGAUGACAUAUUUUUGUAGGCCAACCUGGAAGUUAGCAUCACUCCUUUGACAAAAACCCAAUACGAUUUUUCCAUUGACUUUUGGAUAAUUGCAGAAUAUAAGCUCUGUGACCAAACACGAUUCUUACACAUUUUGCUCAUCAUGAUAAUCUUCACAAAUGAACACAACUUUUAUGAAUUUUAAAGCCUAAAUAACAAACGCCAUUAGUAAAAAGCUAAAUGUAGGAUAUACAUGAACUACACUGUGGGUGCAUGACUUCAGUGUCACCACCAUUAAGCUUCCGACAACUCUUUCAAUCUUUAUUUAAAAUCUACAAGUUGGAAAGUCUAAAAGAGCAUGACUAUAAACACAACGAGGCUGUAAAAGCGGACUAGUGAGUAGAUGAGUUUGCCUGUUUGCUGUAAUGAUGAUGUCCCAAAUAACCUCUGUAGUCCCAUUUAGCCACUUGUUAUCAACCACGUUUUUCAACUGAUGUUAAAAUUUAAAAAAUCACAAGUGGGGUAUUAUAGUUAUUUUAUGUCAUAGAAGAAAACGUGAAAAUAUCUUGAGCUUGUGUUCACCACAGACCUUAUUACAGGCAUUCAACCAUAAACCUAUUCAAAAAACCUAUUGACUUAAAGGUGCAGUAAGCGAUUUCUGAGAAACUGCUGUUUAAGGGGCUGUUUACACUACACCGUUUUCAACUAAAAACUUAAAACUUUUUAUGUGUUUUGGCUGUUCAUUUACAUGACAUUUACAUGGUGUUUUGGGUGCCUGAAAAUGCUAACUUUUGAAAAGGGGUUUCAAAGUGCAAGGUUUUGAAAACAGUCUCUGAGUAAACAACAAAAACGCGAAUCUGUGAAAACAAUGACGUAAUGCACGAGUAUUAUAUGUCUAUAGUGUUUCAUCGCCAUCUAAUGGCCUGCCAGCUGAAUACAGCGUUUUUAGUCGUUUUGACGGAUUUAUGUGAAUGGAGAUCGUUUUGACAAUGGUGUCGUCUAUAUGCGGAAAACUCACAGGAAAAACUUCUCCGUUUAAGCAUAUCAUUUGUCGUGUAAACGUACCCUAAAUUUAAAAUCUCCAAAACAAACACACCCCUACCCAAAAGGAUCCAAGUAGUGCUUGCUGCAGAGCAUAAUGACCUCCAGCUCCACCUCUGGAGCUCAAGGGUGGAGCUUAACCUGUUUAAUGGGUGGAGAGAAAGGGUUAUGGGUGGGGUUAGGGUGUGGUUGGGGGAUGCAGCUCCACCCAUCAUGCCCACAGUAGGUCAAGAGAGGGGGAGCUGGAGGUUAUGGCUCUGCAGUGAGUAGCCUCUCAAAGGAUCACACCCCUAUCUUGAUAGCUCCGCCCCCAAAUAUAUGAACAGUGUGUUUUGUUUGUCGGUCUGAUCCACUUUCAACAGCGUUUCUCAGAAAUCGCUUACUGUACCUUUAAGGACAAUGAAACCAGAAGUUAAAAUGCUAACUUGUUUGCGAGUUUUUAGCUCAUUCUACAGCACUUUAGGGCUGUUUCUAUUAGCAGAUGCAGUGACGCUGUCACCUAAACAGCAAGAACUUUCAUAAAAGCCAAGAGAUGACUUUGCAGACUGGACUUCCUUUACUAGAGCCACUUCUUGGAUGUUUCAUUAUUCAUUCUAGUGGAUUCCCCCAAAAAGUAGGAGCUUUGUAGAGAGGGAACUUUCAGAUGGAGCCAGGCAGGAGGAGGCUAAAGUUUGAGUUGUUAAAGUUUGAGUCAGAGUGCCGGGGAAUGUAUUCAGGUCAAUCAGAUUGAAAUGAGGUCAAAGACUUAAUGACCGAAAACAGAUCGACCUGGUGGUGAAAUUAAAGAGUGAGGGGGAAUAUAGAGGGAUUGAUAGAGAAGGUCAUUUCGACAUGAGGAGAGCUGCAACACCAACCCAGUGUGCUGAUUGAACCUGGCGAUCUUUUGGAAUCAACAAGAGCUGCAGUGGCUCCAGCAUGUACCUGAUAGAGACACAACAGUGGCCCCCAGUGGCUGCAACCUGUAUGACCAAUUGUAGAAUUUAAAAAUGGGAAGGAAAUAUCUAUAACACUAGCCCCCGGUUUCACAGACAAGGCUUAAGCUAGUCCCAGACUAAAAUGCAUGUUUGAGCUGUUUUAACUGAAAGCAACUUAUACUGACUUAUCUUAAAAUAUGUCAGUGCCAUUGUUUUGUCUCAAGAUGCACAGCAGUAAUGUGUUUUUUUUUUUUUCUAGGGUAUGUUUAUAAAAGCUACUUAAAUGUCCUAAUUGAACUAAGGCCAAAUCCAAGUCUAAGUCCUGUCUGUGAAACCGGGCCAUAACCUCUUAUGGCAAUAUCAUGCACAAAUAAGAAUUUUUGUCAAAAAAAUCCUCUCUCAAAAAUCAAAUUAAUUGUUGCGAGAACUUUUGUGUUUUGUACUGAAUGUCAGAAUGCCUGCUAGAGCCACUGCAAAACAAGAAACUACUGAAAAUCUGCAGCAUUUUCAAGUUGUUUCUCUUAUGUACUGUAUUUUUAAUUUUCUAUUUGUUUAAGCACUGUUUUGUAUCAUGGUACAUAAAGAUUAUGUGAAGCACUUUCGUAAUUUGUAACAUACCACAUUUGUCACAACUGCACAGACCAAAAAUUAAUUAGCUAGUUGUAUGUAUGGAAAUGGAAUAACAUAUUGUAUGAAGAAUGUUCUUAUUUUUUGAAGGGUGUGGCUUGAAAGUAAGAGAAAAUAAUGUUGGAUUGCACAGCAUGGGGAAACUGUGGUUUGACUCAUUGGGCAGCACAUGGAUCUAUCAUCAGCCACUGUUUGGAUUGUAGACAUUCAUGUUUUGUGUUCCUUCAGUGUUUCAUAACAGCGUGUAGUAGUAGCUAUGGUAAAUGACUUAUUUACUCUCUGUAGUAUUGUUGUCAUGACUGAGGCAUCUGUUUUUUUUUUUUUUCUGUUUUCCAUUCAUUCUUAAACAACCACACAAGCAUCCUGACCUAAAGCAUGUUGCUGGACAGGUUUUUUUCUUUUUUUUUGUAAUUAGUUUGCCAGUGGUGUGCCUUUGAAAGUGAACCUGCUUGUUUGAGGUUUUAGGGAAUAAUGGAGAAAAUUAGGAUGUAUUAUGCUGAUGUUAAGUUACAGGCCCAGGUGGAAUCUAUUUUCCACAUUUUGUAUGCUGAUUUUUGGGAUAAAAUUAUGUAAUUCUAUAUUUGAAUAUAGUAAAAUGUGUUAAAUGGAAUUGAGACACUUGCCAAGUUUUCAUCCAAGGAUUUUUUUUUUUUUUUUUUUUUUGCAGAAAAAGGUUUAGCGCAUUCAAAUAUUUACCGAUAUAGCUGAUGGAAAUGCUGUUAUUGGUAACAUUUUGUGAGCAGUGUUGAGGAAAGUUACUUUUUAAAGUAAUGCAUUACAAUAUUGUGUUGCUCCCUAAAAAGUAACUAAUUGUGUUUUUUUUCACGGAAAGUAAUGUUACAUUACUUUUGCGUUGCUUUUUCUCAUCUGGGCUGGGCAUGCUUGUUUGUUUCUUAACAAAAAAUGAACAAAAAAAUAAACAACAACAACAACAAAAAAACAAUCUAAAAACAAAAAUACAAAAUGUAAAGGCCCUUUGACACCAAAAGUGAAAUGAAUAAGCCUCAGGCUGAAGGAAAUGCAAAUUCACACCUGUACAGUAGAGGGCGCAGCUCAAACAAACCUUUUAGCUGUGCUGCAAUUUUGGAUCACUGAAGAACAAAAACAGUGACAAGAAAGUACAAGAAAGUUCAACAAUCUAUUUCAGCAAAAAAAAAAAAAAAAAAAAAAAAAAAAAAAGAAACACAAAUGUGAUGUUUAUCUAAAGUCAUUUUAGUAUGGUUGAAUUGGAUCAUUGAAAGUCAGCAGCAAUGAUGUUGGUUAAUAAAGUGAGUUUAAUUACAUAAAGUAUAUUUGUGUAAUUUAACAUUUAAUCGUUGCAGGUUUGCAUAAUAUUCUGAAUUUGCAUUUCACUGUUUUUAUUCAUUUUGAGGAAUACUGAAUCUGUUUUUAAGUGAGAUGAGUAAAUGCCUGCUCACGUUUAUAGAACUACAAUAACCAUCAUGUUUAUAAAGCACACACAACGCCUCUGCACUUUACUCACGAUUUCUUUUAACAUGGGGACAACAGAGGUGUCAGUUAAUACACUGGAAAACAAAGUAACUUGUGUUACUUAUUUGAAAAAGUUAUGUAACAGAUAUUGUGUUUUAAAUUUGAAAGUAAUCCUUACUUUACUAGUUACUUGAAAAAGGUAAUCCGAUUACGUAUGCGUUACCUCCCAACACUGUGAGUGUCGAAACAAUCAUUUUUUUUGUUUAACUUAAGCACAUAAAUUCUACGUCAAUUCUUCAAAUGUUGUGGAAAAAAUCAUUUGGAAGCACUUUUUGUUGAGAAAAAAGGCUUUAACUCAAAAAAAACAUUUACAUGACAGAAUUACUUCCAACUUCAUACACAGUGAAAUUAUUACCUAAUAAAAUGUAAAUUCUGAACAUUAUUUACUCUCAGUAUGGUUCCAUGAACUUUAUGUUGCCUAUUACAGUUGUAUGAGUCACUUCGGGGCAGCUUUUCUCUCAGGGAUUAAAAAUGGUUCAAAGAAUGAAAACAAAAACUGGAAACAAAAGUUUUUUUUGUUUUUUUUUGCAAAAUGUAAAACCGGAACACACUCAGUUUUAGUUAUUCAUACAUUAUUUUAAAAAGUGUGAAUUCACAGCAAAUUGUGAUGUUGAUUCAACAUUUGAAAAAUGACUGGUACUGACCUUUAUAACUGAAUCAAUGUCUCUGCAUAAGCAACAAUACGUUUUUAAUGUAUACCAUUUUAUUGGUAAAAGGACAAAUGGAUGAAAAUUUAGCAAACUUUGCAGUUUCACGAUAAUAUAACAGAGCAAGAAGUGGAUGGAAACUUGGCUACUGUUAUUGGUAGCUGCAUGCAUAAUCAAAUUAUGCAAAAUAUUUAUUAAACUAACAUGCAAAAAGUAGAACUUUGUGAGUUACUGAUAUUCCAGUUCCAAUUCAAAUCUGUGGAUCUUUUUGCUGAGUGUGGAUGCAGAUUCUGUCACUUAAAAGGAUAUAGUUCACCCAAAAAUGACAAUUCUGUCAUCAUUUAUAUAUUUCUUUCUAGUUUCUCCUUUGAAAAGAAGAUAUUUUGGAAAAGGUCUUUUUUGUCCAUAUGCUUAAAGUCAUUUGGACUCCACUGACUUUCAAAAUAUCUUCUUUUGUGUUCCAUGCAUAGAAGAAAGAAAUGCAUACAUGUUUUCUAUGGUAUUUUCCCCCCCAAAGAAGUCCCUUAUGCUUACCAAGACUGCAUUUAUUUGAUCAAAACAUAUACAGUAAAAACAGUAAUAUUGUGAAAUAAUAAAAUCUUUACAAUUAUUACAAGAAACAUUGUUACAGCAUCAUAGUUGGAAAAUGUUGUGCUGCUAAAUAUUUUUGUGGAAACUAAUGCAUUUUUAAAUGCAUUUAUAUAUAUAUAUAUAUAUAUAUAUAUAUAUAUAUAUAUGCAAAUUUAUUAGAAAUAUUUUGUUACUCUGUAAAUGUUUUUACUAUUAAUUUUGAUCAAUUUAAUGCAUCUUUGUUGAAUAAAAGUAUUAAUUUUUCUUUCAAAAUUUUUGUGCAAUUAUGCCUAAAUAUAUGAUUGCAUAGCAUUAGUAUUAGAAAUAGAAGAUAUAUGACCAAAUUUAGUCAGACAAUUCAUAUUCAUAGUAGGCAGAAGAUAAAAUGGCCUCUGUCUCUCCAGUUCUGCAGAUGGCAUUCUGAAAUAUACAUGCAGGAUUGAACCCUGUUCAGGUAUUGCAGGUUAAACUUAUGAAUACAGUUGUUACUAUAUUAGGAUAAUCUUAGAUAUGUAGCCCUGGGCUCUAUUUCAAUAAACAAUUGUUGCUUUAAUUAACCCGCUUAUUUGCUAUUGUAAUCUAUUUUUCUUUUUCCUGUUUAUGUAAGCUUGCCUGUUUAUCAUUAGUCUUCAUGAUCACAAAAUCCUAUUAAUAGGCCUGUGUGUUGUGUGUGACUGAGUGCUUGUCUGUCAGGUUACUCCAGUUUAAUAUCUCUGCCAUAACUGGACCAUCACUUGCACUUUGACCUCAUUGUUUUCUAAAUACUCCUACUCUAAAAACCAUUACCCUGUCUAAUUAUCAGAUGCUUUCAUUACUCAAUUCAGUAAUGCCUCAGCUCACCAUGGCAUCCAGUGGCUCAUGUUCUAUUUUUAUUUCAUUUUCUAAAUGUGGUUAAGUUGUUGGUCAGUCAGUGUCCAGGCCUCUGUGCUGUUCCUUUGAUACCAUUCACAUUACUGAAUGUGCUUCAUGGACAUGUGUAAUAAACAAACAUGAUUUCUUGA